Messenger RNA from Osmerus eperlanus (European smelt), 1729 nucleotides. RefSeq names its product cilia and flagella associated protein 36 (gene cfap36). Gene Ontology annotation, cellular component: axoneme; ciliary base. The coding region runs from base 215 to 1522 and encodes 435 amino acids. Lineage: Eukaryota; Metazoa; Chordata; Actinopteri; Osmeriformes; Osmeridae. The transcript has 12 exons. The record is from RefSeq and is a predicted model, not a curated record.
ACGCAUUUGACCAAUUCGAAAUUCAUGAGUAGGCAUUUCUCUUUCAGAUUUUCUGGAGGUUAUGUCACUACAGAGACUGGUAUGGAUUAGCUAGCAAGAUCUUAACAGAUGUCUGUAUACUUCGACUUGCAUUGUGCAUGUCUGUACAAUUUAAAAGUUGAGCGCUUUGUCCUAGCUAAAGAACAUAGCAGGGUGUUACAGUACAGCGAGCAACAUGGCUGAGGACAGCGAGUGGGUCGUGGAAAGCAUUGCAGGAUACUUGGGAAGUCCUGAAUGGGUUGUUCCCGUUACAGACUUCAUGGAAAACAAAUGCACAGUUUUUGAUGAUGAAGAUGAAAACAAAUUGACGUACACAGAAAUCCACGAGCAGUACAAGCACUUGGUGGAAAAGUUGUUAGAGACCUACAUGCAGGAAGUUGGCAUAAAUGAGCAGCAGUUUUUGGCGGCAUGCUCUUCCCCUUUUGCUCAGUCCAAGACCCUACAGACUGUGUUCCAACCAGUUGUAGCCACUGAUGACUUCCAGAUGUUCCGCUCCCUGAUGGUGCAGAAGAACAUGGAGCUGCAACUCCAGGCCCUCCGAGUCAUCAAAGAGACGAACGGAGCCCUGCCUGAGUGUCUGACCGACGGGCUGGAUGUGAUGACUGAGCUGGAGCAGCAGGAGAUGAAGAUCCUACAUGAGGUGCUGAGAAGGUCAAAGGAAGAGUAUGAAGAGGAAAUGUCUCGAAAACUGCUACUGGAAGAGGAGAUUGGCUCCACUUCCAGCAGCUGUGCUGAUAGGCCGGUUCCAGAGCCCGUCAAUGUCCGUAAUCCCGCCCCGACUCUGCAAACAAACACCACCGAGCCCUUGGCUGAGGGGAGCGGGGCUGCUACCCAGCCUCCAGCCCCUGUCCCUCUUGUGAAUGGAAACUGCACGAUGAACGGUGCCCCUCAGAAGAAAGCGGCGGAAAAGUCAGGGGGAGCCGAAGGACAGAAGAGUUCAGCCAAAACAGGUACAUCCGGCCACUGUAAACAAACAGAGUCGACCUGUGGAGCCGUGGAGUCCAAGGUUCUUCCAGCAGUCAGAGCUCCAGUGAAGGGUACUGACCCUCCGGUCAGCUCCAGGGACAAGACCAGCAUCUCCAGCAGCCAGGCAGCAGAGGGCUGGAUAGAGGCGGCCCGCCAGGAAGCAGGCAUUUCCAAGCCAUAUACUGAGCUGUCCAUGGCCCAGCAGGAACAGCUCCAGCAGAGGGCGCUGUACCUGCGGCAGCAGAGAGACAAGCUGCAAGCGCUGAAGAAGGAGCAGAGACCCAAAUCUGUCACGCCAGAGGAACCGCCAGCAACCCCCGCCCCCGCUCCGACCACACCGGAGGGGGGUCCCCAGAGGAACGGGGCGGUUGGUACGGGUACUGUCUCUCCCUCACAGCCCGGCCACUCUCCUGGGGGGGGGCACAAGCCGAAGGAGAUCUCAGUGGAGGAGAAGAAGAAGCUGCAGAAGAGGAAGCACCUGGCUGAGAAGCUGAAGGAGGAGGUCAUCAAGAAAUAACACUGACCUGCAACUGUGCAUACGUUUAAAGAGCAACUGUAGUCUUACCAGGACUGAGAGCACCAGAGCUGAGGGACUAUGUGCUUAAGAAGGGGCCAAUGGAUGUUUGUAUCGUAAGAAUGCAGUAUUUAAAAUCAGUCUUAAAGGGUAUAAUAAUGCACCAACUGUAAUAUGAUGUAUGCAGUUUAAUAAAUACAAUUUUAUACA